This is a messenger RNA of Saccostrea cuccullata (small rock oyster), 1790 nucleotides long. Its product is annotated as C-terminal-binding protein-like. The record is from RefSeq and is a predicted model, not a curated record. Lineage: Eukaryota; Metazoa; Mollusca; Bivalvia; Ostreida; Ostreidae. Gene Ontology annotation, biological process: regulation of transcription by RNA polymerase II. The transcript is spliced from 8 exons. Gene Ontology annotation, molecular function: transcription coactivator activity; oxidoreductase activity, acting on the CH-OH group of donors, NAD or NADP as acceptor; NAD binding. The annotation marks the transcript as partial. Gene Ontology annotation, cellular component: nucleus.
CUCAAAGAUGUUGCCACUGUGGCAUUUUGUGAUGCUCAGUCAACACAAGAAAUUCAUGAAAAAGUACUGAAUGAAGCAGUUGGUGCCUUGAUGUGGCACACUAUAACACUGGCUAAGGAGGACUUGGAAAAGUUUAAGAGUUUACGGGUCAUUGUCAGAAUUGGAAGUGGUUAUGACAAUGUGGAUGUAAAAUCAGCAGGAGAGCUAGGCAUUGCUGUCUGUAAUGUACCUGGAUAUGGUGUAGAAGAGGUAGCUGACUCCACUAUAUGUUUGAUACUGAAUCUAUACCGAAGGACAUAUUGGCUGGCCAACAGUGUAAGAGAGGGGAAGAAAAUCAGUGGUCCAGAACAAUUACGAGAAGCUGCCCAGGGUUCGGCAAGAAUAAGAGGGGAUACGCUAGGAAUUGUUGGGUUAGGUAGAGUGGGUUCUGCAGUUGCCCUGCGUGCCAAGGCUUUUGGAUUCAAUGUUAUAUUUUAUGAUCCCUAUCUGCAAGAUGGAGUUGAGAAAUCAUUAGGCAUUACUAGAGUAUAUACUUUACAAGAUCUUUUGUUUCAAAGUGACUGUGUAAGUCUACACUGUAACCUGAAUGAACAUAAUCAUCACCUCAUUAAUGACUAUACCAUCAAACAAAUGCGGCCAGGUGCAUUUUUGAUAAACACUGCAAGGGGAGGCCUGGUGGAUGAACAUGCCCUAGCAGCAGCAUUAAAAGAUGGCCGAAUUCGAGCAGCAGCAUUAGAUGUCCAUGAAAAUGAACCAUUUAGUUUCUCCACUAGUCCAUUAAAGGACUGUCCAAAUUUGAUCUGCACCCCUCAUUCAUCAUUCUACAGUGAGCAGAGUGUGACAGAACUUCGUGAAAUGGCAGCUGGGGAGAUCCGAAGAGCAAUUGUUGGGAGAAUUCCUGACAGUCUACGCAAUUGUGUCAAUAAGGAGUAUUUUUCUGCUGGCACUGUGCGUCCACCUUUUGGAUUUCCAGGAUACCCUGAGGGAAUGAAUGGAGCAGGGUAUCCUUUCCCUAACCCUGCAGCAGCAGCAGCUGCAGCUGCUGCAAGUCUUGCUGGUGUCCAUUCUACCACCAUAGAACAUCCAACUGUGUCCCACAGUACUCCUCACUCAACCCCCCACAGUACUUUGUCAGAAACCGCCAUUCACAUGGGAAAAGCAGAAUCAUCAGAGGUUCACUAACACGGUCAAAAAGUUGAAGUAAAAUCAGAAGUUACCUGUAUGAAGAUCUACCUUAAUGUGUUAUUCCCAUUAUCAUAAAGGUUGUCAGAUGUCUGUAUAGAUUGGUAAAAUACAUGAAAAUUUAUUGAUCUAGUAAACAAAAAUGUUAUAUUUUCUCCAACACUGGAUCAGUAAGCAUGACAAAGUGACAGCUAGAGGAAAUGUCUGGGUUGGAGAAAUCACUGAGGGAAGAAAACAUUCUGGACAAAAAAAUGUAUCUUUAGCAUGAUGGAUUUUACUGCAAAAUGUUUAGAAAAAUUAUUUGGGAAACAUGCGAAAACUUGCUGAAGAUUGCAUUCCGGAGCACCAAUACUGGGAAAACUGGCAGUUGAGACUUGAAUCUCAUUGUCUCAUGAACAAGCCAUUACAUUACAUCACUCCAUCAUCAUCAUCUUGAUAAACAGUGGAAGAACCAUAUAUAACACAGAGAUAUUUUUGUAGUAUUUCAAUCAAAGACUUCAUAUAUCAUAGAGCAAGUGACAGUGUAUAGAGUUAUAUGUGUUUGUGUGAUUGAGGUUAGAGGUUAUGUGUGGUUUUGUUCUUUAUUAUGUUCCCCAAACGAAGUUUGG